Molecule: messenger RNA, 571 nt
Organism: Portunus trituberculatus (swimming crab)
Lineage: Eukaryota; Metazoa; Arthropoda; Malacostraca; Decapoda; Portunidae
Exons: 3
Coding region: 69-398 (109 amino acids)
Source: RefSeq, a predicted model, not a curated record
UCAACGUCAGGUGCUCUCAGCGUGACAAGUCCUUCCCUGCUCCCACACGCCCUGUACACUACUCAAGGAUGGCUUUCAAGGCUCUUUUGACUGCAGCUCUGGUAGCCGCAAGUGAAGCCAACUCUCCUGCUCAGCAUGAAGACAUGAAGAAUGAAGGUCGCUUCUUCAUCACGGGCACUGGUAAUCCCAACCAGUCUGUGGUCGUGGGAAACGGCAGCUUCGUGUUGCUUGGCCUUCUGAUAGCAGUCAUGGUUGCAGCCCUUGUCGGUGCUGCCUUCACUGACCGUGGCAAGGAACUUAUUGGCCUGAAGACUCCGCACCUUGGCUUACCUUCGAACUUGGAGAGCUCCUACGCCGUUCACCGCGCCAUUGAGGAGAACGCCAGGAAGCACGAAUAAGUCUUUCCUCCCUACCACUCCUCCAUGACAACCCCACAGCACAACCACCGCUGCCCCGUCACCCUCACAGCCUCCAUCCCGGAUUACCCUUGGCACUGCCGAUAUCGAAGUUCUAUUUUUUACCACUUCGGUUUGAGCUUCCUUGACGUCUCUGCCCGUUCAUCUUUACCCUA